Nestor notabilis (Kea) is the source of this 1474-nucleotide messenger RNA. It is a transcript of the gene DNAI7, whose product is annotated as cancer susceptibility candidate 1. Gene Ontology annotation, molecular function: beta-tubulin binding; microtubule binding. The annotation marks the transcript as partial. The record is from RefSeq and is a predicted model, not a curated record. The transcript has 8 exons. Gene Ontology annotation, cellular component: axoneme. NCBI's taxonomy places the organism in Eukaryota, Metazoa, Chordata, Aves, Psittaciformes, Psittacidae.
GUUCAAAAGUCAUGUGUUUUGUGAUGCACAGCAUGGAUUUGAUCUUCCAAAGUCACUGGCUAUGAGCAGUGUAGCUGUUCGCAUAUUGCAUACUCAUUAUGAUCAUGUGUCUCCACUUUGGCUGCAGUGUCAGAGUGUGCCAAAAUUGGAAGUCUUAGAUAGCAAAGAGUUAACUCAGGAUUCAAAAGACAAUGUAGAAGAACCAGGAGAAGAAGGAAACAAAGCCAAUGAAGAGCCCAGCAUGCCUGCUAAAGAGGAGCCCAGCAUGCCUGCUAAAGAAGAUGUUGUCUCGUUCCAAGAAAACAUCAGUAACAUAGCUGAUGUAAAUGAGACAGGGGAGGAAACAGAGAAGAAAUCAGAAAUCUUGGACAUAUCAUCACUGUCACUAGUUCAGGAUCCGGUGAUGCAGGAAGAGACAAGUGAAAAAGAAGAGGCAAAACCAGAUGAAAACAUUGUUGACUUGCAGCAGUUUGUACCAGUGGGUGGUGUGUACCAUAUCGAUGCGCUCCAGGUUCCACAUCAGGUCAAACAAAUCAAGGACUGGAGUAUGGUGGAGUUACGUAAUGUCGGAUUGGAGGCAUACCCAUAUCCCUCAGAAGGGGCCGAAGAUGCCAUAUAUCCACCAAUAGAGAUAACCCUUAGGCUUUCUGACAAUGUGAUGUAUUUUGCAUCUCCUGUGAUAGCCCGAUGGGAUCCUGCAGGCCAGCAGUGGAGAACUGAUGACAUCAGCAACAUAACAUAUGAAAAAGAAGAAAAGAGUAUCACUUUUAAGAUGGGGACCUUUUAUACAAUAGCACUUCUUCAGGAUGCUCAUAUCAACAUGCCAUAUCAGGGAUGGGAAUUGCAACCUACUGGAACGGAUGAAGCACUACUUAUAGUUACUACAGUCUUUGCCGUGAUUCAGAUACAAAUCAAGGGUAAUCAAUGUAUGUUGUCUUCAGUAGUGGUGGAAGAGAAGGAGGUGCUUUCCCACAUCACAGGAAAGUGGAUAAGUCCACUUAACCUAAGAGAAGUUUUGAAAAAAGCUGGUGUGAAUAUUUUUCCAGGAGAGUGUUCUUACACAUACCUCUCUCUGAACAAGAAGGCACUCAUAGCAGAAGCUAAGGCCUAUCAACAGAUGGCACUGCUUGCAUCUGCUUUUGCUUUUGGCAGGAGCAAGUGGAAUCUAGAGGCAGGCCAAGAGCAAGUAGUGUUCAAGGUAAGUGAGCAUCUUAAAGCAGAAUCUGUCAAAGACAAAGACUGGUCUCUUUAUCUGUUUAAUGGUCAGAAAGCACAAAAGCUCAAGAUCACUGAAACCAGCGAAGCUUUCUCAGAAGAGAUAGAGGAAGAUUCUGAAUUUCACUCCACAAUCUACCAUAUGCUUAAGGACUUUUCCAGCAAAGAAGCAAUAGAAAAAGUGGAAACAGCUAGCUUCCUGUUUAUUGAUGUUGUAUAUCAGCUACUCCUUGCUACAAGAGUUUUAACAUACUCUUAA